Molecule: messenger RNA, 1848 nt
Organism: Naegleria lovaniensis
Lineage: Eukaryota; Heterolobosea; Eutetramitea; Acrasida; Naegleriidae
Exons: 3
Coding region: 1-1848 (615 amino acids)
Molecular function (GO): acid phosphatase activity; metal ion binding
Source: RefSeq, a predicted model, not a curated record
AUGAAUUCAAACCGUCGUCCACUACGACCACUACUACUACUGAAAAGAUCAAGGUCUUCUACAACGGCAUGGUCCGUGAUGAUUGUCACCCUUCUUCUUGUAUUAUUGAUCAUGGCAUGUCAUGGUGAGUCACCAACAUCUAAAUUUUCCAAACGUACAAGUUCGACCGUUGACAAUGGUAUCAAUUUAAGAGGUGCAGCCACUAGUAGUAGUAGUAGUAUUAAUAGUGAGAAGAAGAAGAACACAUCCAUUCGGAACUACUCUCAGAAUACUAUUACCAAUAAUAAUAACAACAACAACAAAUGGUCUGAAUUUGAUCCAAAAUAUACUCCCAAACACAUUCAUCUUUCAUUGACUGGAUCCGAUGAUGAAAUGUCUCUCAUCUUCUUUACAAGUGCCAAGUCCAAAAACUAUCAAGUCAUUUAUUCAACAUUUAAAUCAGAGAUACAAAAUUUUAAAGUGUGGAGCAAGAAGAACAAGUCCAUCAAGACACUCUCCACUCAUCACAAUUACUUUUCCUAUCAAGUGAAUGGAAUGUAUUCGGAAUUAACGGUUCAUGAAUUUAUUUUAAAAGAUCUUUCAAGUGGUUUCAAUGAUGAUUUAGAACCACAAAAGAAGCAACAACAACAACCACUGAAGAAAACAAGUCGUAUUUAUUAUCGAAUUCUUUUCAAUCAUGAUCCAUCGAGUGCACACUCAACCAAUAUUGAAUCUUUUGAUAUUUUAAAUCGAAAACAAGCUCAAGAACUUUCCAUUCAAAGUGCUAUCGAUGCGACAAUGACGAAGAGUAGUGAGAGCACAAUAACAACAAGUGCUACUACAAGUUCUACAAGUACUACUACUACUACUGCAAGUUCUGCAAGUGCUACUACUACAAGUUCUACAACAACUCCAACAACUCCAAGUAGUACUACUAUUCCUCCAUCCAUUGAACCUUCAUUCCAAUUUCUAGUCUAUGGUGACAUGGAUAUCUAUGGAGAUGGUCAAAAAACUAUUCAAUCUAUUUUACAACAUCAUAUGGAUUCUACUCAAUUUAUUAUUCAUGUAGGUGAUAUUCCCUACGUAUGGAACUCGGAACAUGAAUACAAAUGGGAUACAUGGUUUGAUAUGAUUGAACCCAUUACCAAGAAAAUACCCUAUGUCGUUUGUAAUGGAAAUCAUGAAAAUGCAUCGAAUUUCACUUCAUACAAAUCAAGAUUUACCAAUUCUACUCGUUCACUAUUCAAUCAUCAUGGACAGUCUCCAUCCAAUUCUAAUAAUUUAUAUUAUUCUUUCGAUUAUGGACCUAUUCAUUUCAUUGCCAUCAGUAGUGAACAUGAUUUUAAAUUACAAACUCAAUGGAUGGAAAAGGAUUUAUCUCAAGUGGAUCGAAACAAAACACCAUUUAUUAUCUUUUAUACUCAUAGACCCAUGUAUAGUAGUAAUGAAAAUCAUGGAAGUUAUGAACCAUUGAGAACAAGUGUCGAACAUUUAUUGAGAACACAUAAAAUAGAUUUGGCAUUGUAUGGACAUGUUCAUGCAUAUGAAAGGACAUGUCUCAUGCGUGAAAAUUUUCAAUGUGUCAACGACAUGAAACAAGACACAUCACAGCAACUUCAUCACAAAUACUACUUUGAUAAGAAUCAAAUGUCUGAAGGUACCAUUCAUAUUCAUGUUGGUACAGCUGGUUUUGAAUUAAAUCCAAAAUGGGAUUCGCCACAACCACAAUGGAGUGAAUAUAGAGAAACCAAUCAUGGAUAUUUGAGAAUUAAGGUUUAUGGAGAUUCAUUGAUGCAAGUUGAAUUUUUGAGAGAUGGAGUUGAAAGUGUCGACGCUUUUUUGAUUGAUAAAACCAAUAACCCACAAUAA